AUGAGUUGGUCACCCUCGUCAACUGACAUCCCACACCACCUCCAUCACCCACCCAUCCUCGACCAUCUGCUCGACACCUUCUUCAUGUCCCUGCGUCUGCCGGCGCGGACAGACCUCCUGCAGCUCAUCCGCCCAAAGUCGUCAUCCACGCGCCUGCUCGACAAGGCUGCCGACCUCGACGCGACCUGGGACAAUGUGACCAAUGAGACAUUCUGCUCAGGCUUCCCAGCCUCGUGGUCACUCUUGUUGCACGACCCGAACAUGGGCAGCCUUCUCGAGGUGCAACGACGACAAUGCCCAAGUUCCUUGAGUACCGCCGCCAAAGUGGGUGCAAACGCCAGCCGCCAGGUCCCCGCUGUCGAGCCCUGCACAGUCAAAGAGAUGUCUCGAAGAUACUACAUCGAGACGUCCUCGAUGGGGAAGCAGCAAUUCGUCAAGCUCAAGCGCUCGCGCUCGCAUCACCACCAUCGCGAGCACCACCACCGCCACUACGAGCUCGACUACUGCCCAGAUUACUACAAGGUCAGCAAAGAGGAAUGGAACACGCUCAAGCUCAGGGAGAGGUCGCUGGAGGAGCAGAACUGCGCGCUGGUAGAGGAGAACAAGGCGUUGCGGGCGAGUCUGGCAGCGUCGCAAGCAGAGACACAGCGCUUGGAGCAAUGUGUGAUUCCAGACCUACAAGCCGCCAACGCCGCACUGCUCGCCGACAAUGACAGCCUCCGCCGCUCCCUGGACAAUGCAGCCGACCAAGCAUCCAAGCACGCAGGGGAAGUCGCAAAGCUAGAAUGCAAGGUCGACAAGCUGGAACGCGAGCUCAAGGCGUCCAAGGAGGAGACGUGUGACCUGCGCGCGCGGAUACGGAACCUUGCGCGCCAACUGGACGGAAGCUGUAGCCGUCGCGUGUCUGAGAUGGUCAAGGAGCUGAGCUACUGGAAGCACGAAACGAGGUUCUGGAAGGACAAGUGGGAGGAUCUGAACAGGAGGCACCACGAGAUGCUUGAUACCCUAGAGAGCCGGACGGAGCGGAUGGAGUCGUACGAGGAGAUUCUGAGAAGGCGGAGGAUCGUGUAG
This is a messenger RNA of Emericellopsis cladophorae, 1071 nucleotides long. RefSeq lists its product as uncharacterized. Lineage: Eukaryota; Fungi; Ascomycota; Sordariomycetes; Hypocreales; Bionectriaceae. Bases 1 to 1071 code for a protein of 356 amino acids. The transcript is spliced from 3 exons. The record is from RefSeq and is a predicted model, not a curated record.